AUGGGAAUCAAGGAGAGAACAAGCUCCAACAAACAGAGCUGGCACCGGAGCAGAGGGGCCGCGCCAGAGCCCAGAACACGCCAGAGCCCAGAACACGCCAGAGCCCAGAACACGCCAGAGCCCAGAACACGACAGAGCCCAGAACACGCCAGAGCCCAGAACACGACAGAGCCCAGAACACGACAGAGUGCGGAUCAAUCUACAGACUAUGAGACGCACGGAGCUGCAGCCAACGUCAUGAUCGCGAGCUGA
Molecule: messenger RNA, 252 nt
Organism: Knipowitschia caucasica
Lineage: Eukaryota; Metazoa; Chordata; Actinopteri; Gobiiformes; Gobiidae
Source: the annotation of a GenBank genome assembly